AUGGAUUUUCAACAGCAAGAGUCUCAACAACCAUCAUCCGUAUCUGGUAUGUCUCUUGAAGAAAUGAUUGAAUUACUAGCUGCUAAUAUAUAUCGAUUUCAACAGGAGACACAAGCGAUGGCGGAACAAGUGCAACUAUUGACAUCCGAGAUGGCAGAUCAAGUGCAUCUAUUGGCGUCCAGGAUAACGCAAUUAACUUCUUACGUGAGUGAAGAAUUGCCCUCACAGACCGUCGUCGACGUUAAGAAAGAUGAGAGUGCAAUUAUUCUGACAAGUGACAUGGAAUUGCAAGAGUUUCAAGAAAAUGGAUCUAAAGAUGCAGAUGAAAAGGAUGUUGAAGUGCAAGAAAUGGGGCCUCAACAUCAACUCGUUCAAGUGAAUGAACCCACGCACCUGUCUGGUUCGAUAUUGGUUCAAUUUUCGUCGAUUUCUCUAGAUCCUGUUGGGCCUCUCCCUCCACCCCCGGACUCUAGACAAAAUAGGGCCAUAAUUGUAGCCAACAACCAAAACAACACUGUUGAUCUGAAUGCGCUUCUUGCCUUCAAAGCCGCCAUUUUCGAUCCCCAAAGGAUCAUCCCAACCAACUGGUCCACAUCUACCUCUGUUUGCAACUGGAUUGGAAUCACUUGUAAUGCUCGUCAUCACAGAGUCGCAGCCAUUGACCUUUCUUACAUGGGAAUUGCGGGAACGAUACCUCCAGAACUGGGAAAUCUUUCUUUUCUCGUCAGGUUGAAUGUUAUGAAUAACAGCUUUCAUGGACAUCUUCCAACCGAGCUAUCUCGUCUGCUCCGAUUGAAGUACAUCAACUUGGAAGGUAAUGCCUUUGAGGGAGAACUUCCGUCAUGGUUGGGAGCUUUAACUGCACUCCGAUACUUAUCCUUCCGAGAUAACGGAUUUUCAGGUUCAUUAUCAGGCAGGCUCUCUAAUUUCACAAAGUUAGAGACCAUCAGUUUGGGUUUCAACUUUUUUACUGGAAAUCUUUCUGAAGAAUUCAGCGCUCUACCGAAAUUGACAGUUUUGGACAUUCAAUUUAACCAACUUGUAGGCCCUCUGCCACUGGCUCUGUUUAACCUCUCCUCAUUGCAAGUUAUUGGUUUUACCAAUAAUAGCUUAUCGGGUUCCCUCCAAGCACAUAUCUGCAAUUAUCUCCCACAACUUAAAGGGCUUUACUUAUCACUUAAUAACUUUGAAGGCGAAAUUCCAUCAGGCAUCGGAGAAUGCUCAAGACUUCAAGUUUUAUCCUUGUCUCACAACAAAUUCCGAGGAUAUAUACCAAAGGAAAUUUGGAAUCUAACCACGCUUACACAAUUAUAUUUGGGUGGGAACGACCUGACAGGUGAAAUUCCAAAAAUCAUUGGCAAUCUCUAUAAUUUGGAGAUACUAAGCAUGGAGCGUGCUAAUAUUACAGGUAUAAUACCUCAAGAGAUUGGUAAUCUUAGCAAGUUGGAACUACUAAUCUUGGAGUCGAAUAGGUUAAGAGGUCCCAUCCCAUUGAAACUUUUCAAUAGUUCAACUACACGACUUAUUUCUCUCGCGGAGAAUGAUUUGUCAGGCAAGCUUCCAUCAACUAUAGGUGCUUUCUUACCCAAUCUUGAGGGACUCUACCUUGGGGGAAAUGAAUUCACUGGAACUAUACUAACAUCUAUCUCAAAUGCUUCUAGGCUCAGAAUGCUAGACCUUGGUGUGAACCAUUUUACUGGCGCAAUUCCUCGUUCUCUUGGAAACUUGAGAUUACUGGAACAGUUUGUUAUAUCGCAAAAUGAUUUUUCUGAGGACUCGCUAUCCACAGAGUUGAGCUUCAUCAUAUCCCUAUCAAACUGCAAACAUUUAAGAAGGUUGUGGAUAAAUGAGAAUCCUCUUAAUGGCUUCCUCCCAAAGUCUAUUGGAAAUCUUUCUAGCUCACUCGAAUUCAUUGAUGCCACUCGUUGUGGAAUCAGAAGUGAAAUUCCAAGUUCGAUUGGUAAUUUGAGCAACUUGAUAGGGCUGAACUUUGCAACCAAUAGCUUGACAGGAGUAAUUCCAACUACAAUCAAAUGGUUGUUGAAGCUUCAGAUGAUAGAUCUAACUGACAACCAGAUACAAGGAGCUAUUCCAAGUGAGCUUUGUUAUUUGUUGAACUUAGAAGGAUUAUAUCUGGCAAAAAAUAAGCUUUCUGGUGUGGUGCCCUCUGGUUUAGGAAAUGUUACAACACUCAGAUAUGUUUAUCUCAAUUCUAACAAUUUAAGUUCUAGAGAUAUUUUGGGGAUGGACAUGUCUGAAAAUUGUUUGACAGGUCCUUUGCCUGCGGAAAUUGGAAACUUGAAGGCAUUAGUCUAUUUGAACCUUUCAAAUAAUCAAUACUUGGGUGGGAUACCUAGCACUGUUGGAACACUACAGGAUUUGCAAGAACUCGCCUUGGAACAUAACAAGCUACAAGGAUUGAUACCAGAUUCCAUGAAGAAUAUGCUGCAGUUACAGCAUUUGGAUCUAUCUUUUAACAAUCUGGAAGGUGAAAUUCCCAACUCAUUACACGUACUAUCAAAUCUCCAAUACUUUAAUGUGUCUUACAACAGAUUGAGAGGACCGAUUCCUCAUGGAGGACCAUUCACAAAUUUCACGAACCUAUCUUUUCUCUCAAAUGAAGCAUUGUGUGGUGCUCCUUGGCGCCAACCUUGUACAAGUACAUUUCAACAUGAAUCAGGGACAAAAAGGAUAGUCAUGAUUGUUCUGUUGGCAUUAGGUUCUGUCAUAUUAGCCUUGGUGAUUUCAAUUUUUUUGAUGCGGUCAAAGUUGAGAAAGAAAACUCUAGCUCCGACUCAGAACUUGCUUCUCAUGGCGAUAUUUGAAAGGGCAUCCUUCCAUGAACUUAGAAAAAUAACAAAUGGAUUCAGCGAGAGCAACUUACUUGGCUCUGGGAGCUUUGGUUCAGUUUACAAGGGAAUUCGUGAAAAUGGGAUGGUUUGGGCCAUAGAGGUAUUUGAUUUGCAGCUAGAAGGUGCAUUUAAAAGCUUUGACAGAGAAUGUGAAGUCUUAAGCUGCCUUGUCAUCGAAAUUUAA
Coffea eugenioides is the source of this 3036-nucleotide messenger RNA. Its product is annotated as LRR receptor-like serine/threonine-protein kinase GSO2. Gene Ontology annotation, biological process: protein phosphorylation. The coding region runs from base 1 to 3036 and encodes 1011 amino acids. Gene Ontology annotation, molecular function: protein kinase activity; receptor serine/threonine kinase binding; ATP binding. The record is from RefSeq and is a predicted model, not a curated record. The transcript has 5 exons. NCBI's taxonomy places the organism in Eukaryota, Viridiplantae, Streptophyta, Magnoliopsida, Gentianales, Rubiaceae.